Entamoeba dispar SAW760 is the source of this 465-nucleotide messenger RNA. RefSeq names its product transcription factor WEREWOLF, putative. The record is from RefSeq and is a predicted model, not a curated record. The transcript has a single exon. NCBI's taxonomy places the organism in Eukaryota, Evosea, Mastigamoebida, Endamoebidae. Gene Ontology annotation, molecular function: RNA polymerase II cis-regulatory region sequence-specific DNA binding; DNA-binding transcription factor activity, RNA polymerase II-specific. Gene Ontology annotation, biological process: regulation of DNA-templated transcription. Bases 1 to 465 code for a protein of 154 amino acids. Gene Ontology annotation, cellular component: nucleus.
AUGUGUUAUGAAAUGAAUAAUAGUUCUAAAACAAGAGAAAAUACAAGAAAAAAACAAAGAAGACCAGCACAAAUGUGGACAGCAGAAGAAGAUGAUUUACUUCUUCAAGGAGUUAAAACUUAUGGGAUUAAUCAUUGGAAAGAUGUUAGUUCUAUGGUUUUAGGAAGAACUCGGAAACAAUGUAGAGAACGAUAUUUUAAUCAUCUUGAUAAUGGGAUUAAAAAAAAAGCGUUUUGGUCAAUUGAAGAAGACCGAAUUAUUGUUAAGCUCCAAAAAGAAAUUGGAAAUAGAUGGACUGAAAUUUCAAAAUAUCUUCCAGGAAGAGCACCUAAUUCAGUCAAAAACAGAUAUUUUUCAGCAUUAUUUAAAAAUCAAACAACAAAGACUGAAAAUGAUAUACAUAAAGGAGAAGGACCAAAAAGUGUAUUUAAGCCUGUAGAUCGACAUUUGUAUGAUGUGAUGUAA